Messenger RNA from Stegastes partitus (bicolor damselfish), 11380 nucleotides. It is a transcript of the gene crebrf, whose product is annotated as creb3 regulatory factor. The transcript has 8 exons. Gene Ontology annotation, cellular component: nucleus. The coding region runs from base 981 to 3218 and encodes 745 amino acids. NCBI's taxonomy places the organism in Eukaryota, Metazoa, Chordata, Actinopteri, Pomacentridae. Gene Ontology annotation, molecular function: RNA polymerase II transcription regulatory region sequence-specific DNA binding; DNA-binding transcription factor activity, RNA polymerase II-specific. Gene Ontology annotation, biological process: response to unfolded protein; regulation of transcription by RNA polymerase II. The record is from RefSeq and is a predicted model, not a curated record.
AUAAAAAAAAAAAAAUGCAGAGGGAUCUUUAUCCAAAUUGCUUGUUUAGGAAAAAUACUAUUUUAAUUUCUGCUCCCUGAAUUAGUAGGUAUUAUCUAAUGCAGCCCAGCACCACACUCAUCACUUAUAAUUAUAAUAAGUUUUAUCAAAAUGCUCAAAGAUGUCCUCAUUCAGCUGUGUGUUGAUUGAUGAUCUAAAAUUAUGUUCACAUGUGUUUCUGAUAUUCUUCUCUCUCAUGUCUGUGCGUGUGGAUGCACGGAACAUUAGAAACACCUAUAGAAACCUGCGGUUGAUGUAUUUAGUCAGUGUUUAUUAUUAUCUAUAUUAAGGUAGAAUUUAUGGCUUCUAUCAAGUUACAUUAGAUGACCUAAUAAAGUCAUAACAUCUUUUAAACUCACUCAACCAGGAAUAAUAGGUGGUAUAUAUGAGAAUUAGUGCUGUUUUAAAGGUUAAAAGUGGUUGCAUGUAAUUUGAUAGAUUUUUUUUGUUGGGGAAACACGUUUUUGUUAACUGUUAUUGCACUGGUGGCGUUUUUUUUAAUCGGCGAUUCAUGAGCUCCUUUAAAUUGUUGUGAGAUAUCGUGUUUAUCACAGAUAUGUCUUUGUUGCUGAUAAUCUCUCCUCAAAGAUUCUGAAAAGUAAAUCAGAUGAACACUGAACUCGCAUAUUUCGAAUACCUUGCGCCGAGGCCAGUUUUGGUUAAUGCUGGCACACACACAGACACACACAUACCUGUUGCUUGCUGGUUCUGUUUGGCUGGUUUGUCAUUUGCAGUAAAAUUCUUGGCAGAAAGCAAACUAUGAAAGUCCGGUAGUGGAAAUCAAACAAAUGCACGCUACAAUGAACAAUAGAAACUUAAAAAGUGAACAAUGUCAGAAAUAACAAAUACAAUGCCGAACUUGAGUGUGACAGAAGAGAUAGGAAGGAAGACAAAGAAAGACUGAGGUUAAGCUCGGGGUUUAUCAGAUUUUGCUUCUGGCGAUGUGUGCUGUUGCUCGUUCACUCCAGUGUUGGUUUAUUUGUUCUUUCUCUGUUGUGUUGCAGCCCAGCGUCAGUGGGAUGGAGCCUCCCUUUGGGGACGCCUUUCAGAACUACUCGUUUGCUGACCAGGCCCUGACCAGCACUGAGCUGCUCGCCACCAGCUCUGACCCAGAUUUCAUGUACGAGCUGGACAGAGACAUGACCCACCGGCAGAGCCCCUGUGGCGACAGCAUUGUCGGGGUCGGGGAUGGAGGCAAGGAGGUGGAGGGUUGCGUGGAUCAGCUCAUGGGUCUGGGAGAGUGCGAGACGGUCUGCAGCAGCUCAGCGUUCGAACAGUGGGACUCCUACUGGGAAGACCUCACCAGAUACACACGGCUGGCCAGCUGUGACAUCUGGGGUACCAAAGAGGUGGACUUCCUCGGUUUGGAUGACUUCUCCAGUCCCUAUCAGGACGAGGAAGUGAUCGGUCGAACCCCAACGCUGGCUCAGCUCAACAGCGAGGAUUCGCAGCCUGUAUGUGAGGCGCUUUACCCCCCCGCUGACCUGAGCCUGCCUACCCCCCAGCCUCAGCCUCAACUGCCCCAGCUUCCCUGUCACAGUAAGAGACUCCUUGUCCCUGGCCAAGGAUCUGCACGGCCUUCACCAAGCUCCACAUCUUCUUCCCGUCCUUCACGCAGCCUUCUCCCAGACUUUCCUGAAGGUUCCCAAAAAGCCACCAGGCCCGUCCCCUCCAGCACUGAGACUAUGGCCAAGACCCAGAACCACCUCAGUCUCACCCAGGACCACGGCCAGGCUCAGAUCAAGCCCCCGGGGCGAGGAACCAAAAUGGCGGCCCCGACUUCACACAACUCUGACUUUGUGCGGAAGGCUAAAGUCCGUGUGAGCGCUGUACAUAAAGCUCAAGCUGACAUGCCUCCUCAGACAGAUUUUGAGAGGUCAGACCCCCCUUUACCUCUUUCCCAGCCUCAAGACGAGAAGGCCUCCACUUCAGCAAGUGCCGCUCUGGUGGGACUCUCCGGUGCUGCAGCCGGCGGCUCCGGCAGCCUGUCGAGCUUUGAGAGAAGGGCAGAGGGGGCGGGGAGGAGAGAGAUGCCUGUCGGCUGGUCUGCCAAUGUGCCUCAGCUGGUUGAGGCGAGCCAGGCUAUGGAGGGCAGCACCUCUGAGCUGGUGAGCAGCGAAAGUGUGGCGGGGGCCAGCAGUGGCGGCGGCGGUGGCGGCGGUGGUAGCGGUGGCCUUCUGGUUGUCGAGGGAACGGAGAAAAGCGAGGAGGAACACAACUACUCUCUGUUCCUGACCUGCAGCAGACUGGCCAGCAGAGCCCACUCCCAGCUAGAGGAGGACGAAGAGGAGGAGGAGGACGAGGAGGAGGCAGAGGAGGAGGAAGGCGAUGGGCUGGAGCUAGACGACGAAGACCACGAUGAGGGUUUCGGCAGCGAGCACGAGCUGUCUGAAAAUGAGGAGGAGGAAGAGGAGGAGGAGGAUGAAGACUAUGAAGCUGACAAGGACGAUGACAUGAGUGAUGCCUUCUCUGAGCCAGGCUGUGACGUGGAGCUGAUGGACGACAUUAAAGGCCUGACAGCAGGAGUCUCCAGCCGGAAGAGAGGAAAGCGCCGCUACUUCUGGGAGUACAGUGAGCAGCUCACCCCCUCCAAACAGGAACGUAUGCUGAAGCCGUCUGAGUGGGACCGACACACGCUGCCUAGCAACCUGUACCAGAAGAACGGGCCUCUCCAUGGAAAAUACAUGCUGAAGAAGUCUCGCCGCACAGACGUGGAAGACCUGACUCCAAAUCCACGCAAGCUGCUGCAGAUCGGCACUGAGCUUCGCAAACUGAACAAAGUGAUCAGUGACUUGACCCCCGUCAGCGAGCUGCCACUGACUGCAAGGCCCCGAUCCCGCAAGGAGAAAAAUAAGCUGGCGUCCAGAGCUUGUCGUUUAAAAAAGAAGGCCCAGUACGAAGCAAACAAGGUGAAGCUUUGGGGACUCAGCACAGAGUACGACCGUCUGCUGUUUGUGAUCAAUGCCAUCAAGGAGGAGAUAGUGGUGCGAGUAGAGGACUCUUCUCCGCGUUCAACCAACAUGACUGACACUCUGGAGCGACUCAUCCAGGAGACACUCGUGCCAUCACCUGUUGCUGGGCAGACUUCCGACUUUGUCAAUAAGAUCUUGGAGAACACAGGACGCGGCGAUCCCACCGGCGGACUGGUCGGCCUGCGAGUCCCCACCUCCAAAAUCUAGACAAGCCUCGGUCCACUGAGAGGAGUGGACAAAAUAUUACCACCGUGCUGUCCCGUUGUAACUAUGCUCCCCUCUGCAUGCCCCUCCAACCCAGAGUACAUACACAUUGUUAGUCACACAAACACACAUACCACUCCCUGUGUGUAUGUAUGUGUGCUUGUUUUUGCCAUGCACCUGCAUGGCGUACACCCUAGCUUCCUGUCUCUGCACGCAGCGUGCAGAGUCAGUGCGUCACUGUCUCCCAACUCAUCGUGAACGUCUGUUGGGAAAAGCACCUCUUCAAGCAAGUGAUGGUUAGGUGUAUAGCUAAUAGCACGUCCUAAAUCCACUGGUGAUUAAUAGAUGUGUUUAACAGAGCAAUGUGUAGGGUUGGUUCUGUUCGAGGUCUGCUUCCAGGGCUGAGACAGUCACAUGAGCGUAACCACUGGAAUACUUUGACACAACUUGUUUGAGGUAGUAAUGAUAGAUUGUUACAUGUCAGAUACCAUCAAAGGUUGAAAAGUUCCAGUUAUCAUUUCCAAGAAGAGGGUCACCUCGAAUGGCAACAAAAAAUGAACUCCAAGUUGUUAAAUUGACCCAUUCAGUAAAGCACUUUGAUAAAAUUGGCUUUGAUAGCCAAGAAAUCUGCAGGAAAAAAAAAAAAAAAAAGUCUGCGUACUCCAAGGUGUUAAGGGGUGGCAGGAAAUAUUUUGUAUUGAAGGCCUAAAUAUGUUCAUGCCAUCCCCUGUUUGCCAAUCAGCUCCGCUGCUGCGACGAGGGAGGAGUUAACAUUUAGCGAUUUAAUGCUCGAAACAAAGACGCAGUAGUAGGGGGCAUUUCUAAUUAGAAUUUAACAGUUGAGCAUCAGACUCCCAGCUGCUUUGAAGUUCGUGGCAGGCAGGAGAAAGCUAACCUUGACGACGUUACCUUAAACAGCAGGAGGUAGUUGACCAUGUGGAGACGGAGCGCAUGUAGCAUGGUGCUUUUUUGCCUUGUGCUGGUUAUAACUGGACUGGGUGAAACGGGCAUUUUGCCAGUAUGGGAACAGACAGACUGUGAGGAAGAUGAUGAUGGCGAUAAAGACGACAUAAACAGUGAUCCAUCUCCUCUAGGAAACUGUAUAUAAACGUGUCUCCCAGCAAACGGCACCGGCUCCCCUUUUUGUACAGUAGAGAUGACCAGGCAGUUUGGUGAUGACAGUUUGGUGUGUUCAUACUAGUGUUUGAUCAGAGUUCUAUUCAUUGUGCCUUGUGUAUGUAUGUGUAUGUUUCUGUAAGUCUGAGUGAGUGUGUGAGAGGGACUGAACGAGAAGAGGUGAUUGGUCAGAACUCCCUGAGGUCCAGGCUAGGAGAGGACUACUUUACACUGAGGGAGGUUGUUAGUGAAUGCGAGGAAGGACACACUUGUGUUGUGUAUUUCAGUCGUUUAAAGAUAUUCUGAAUGUACAUAAAUAAACGGAAGCUCUUGUUGCGUGAUGCCACAGAGUCUGUGUAUAUAGGAGGGCUCUGCAAUAGAUUACUUUUGGUUUUUGGUACUCUGUCUUUGGGGAUUGGGGAGGGUUAACAGAUAUUUUUCGUUUAGAGUUACAAAAAAUAUUUGCACACUAUAUUUUGAUUGUUUUUUGUACCAAAGACACAUGCAACGAAAUGGCAACCAGCCAGUUAAAGUAAGGUUUUGCACAGCUUACCUGACGCCGUAUUGAAUGUAAGAAAUGUGGGAGGGUCAGGGAACUUCAUAGAACUGUGAAAUUAGCUUGGGUCCAAUUCUGUACAGAAAAGGAACAUUCAUUUGUUUGUUUGGUUUUUUUUUUUAAUCUAAAAAUUAACCCCAUAUGUGGGCUUCUCCAGUAGAUUUGUUGCUUAGGAAGCACUUCAUUCCUGAACUGACUCCUCCCUCCACAUGCUAAACGUGUUAAUGGCGCUAGCUAGGACAAAAACCAAGAGCGCUAGUAGAUAAGCUAUGUUACAUUUUUGCUUGUUUGUCAAAAUGUCACCAACAGUAACCAAAAUAUUAUGUUCCUGUGUCACUUGUUUGAUUUCUAUAUGUAGAUGAGGUCUAGUUCAUCAACAAGAUAUUAACUGAAUUGUGUUUUAAAGUACUGUAUAUAGAAGCAUUAAUGAUAUAUCUAUCGAUGAUGAAAUGCCACUUUUCAUGACAAUUGAUUCAUUUACGCAUGACACAUUUCUAAAGCCUAUCCUUGCAUCAAGAAAGUUAGAGGAAAAAAACACAAAAACCAAAAAAAGUUCUUGAUAUAUUUUUGUGUUUUAGCUGCCUGCUAGUUUUCCUGUUGGUUUGGAGGUGGUCUUUGGUCAGAGACGUGGAGGGAAAAGAGAAGAAUGGUCUUAAAAUGCAAAUCUGAUAGUUUGAUCUAUGAGCUGACCCCUUUGUUCUCCUUUGCUGGCUGAGUGAAAUGCAGAGAAUCAGGACUGGAUUUAUUUGAAACGCAGUGCGGCGAAGCCUCGGUCUAGUUUGGCUGGUCUAUAAGGAGAAUGAGGACAUGCUGUCUUUAGCAAGGACGGGGACGGGUCCAGGAAAGCAAGAGGACAACAGUGUGGAGGUGUGAGGACAGAUGAGGAACCAGCUGAAGUUUUGUCUCAGAUGCUGUUGUGAGUCUGUCAAGACUGAUCUGGAUUCAGCACUGUGCUCUCUCAUUUAGAUUUUCCCACGUAUUCUCACUUUCAUCAUGAAGCCGGUUGAAUUUUGCAUUUCCUGGGAUUGCUGCCUUUAGGGUUGCGUUACUGAUUUGACUCUGCCAGGCUUCACCUUGCCUUUAGACAUCCUUCCUGACUGGUCACAGUGUUAAAGAAAAACUUUGUUCAUCAAAACAUUUGUGGCGUUCAGGCCAUGAAGUGGCAGCGUGUGCAGCCUUUUAAAAUGCCCGUUGCUUUGUCUCCCUGUUGCCUCGUCAGAGGAAACGCUACCAUUCUCAGGAAUUUUCAGAAUUCAACCAGAAUUCAUUCUAUUAGCAGGCAAAUACAAUGAAAAACAGGAGUUUAAUGAGGCUGAAUUCAGGUUAGUUUGAAGUGAAGAAAGUCCUCCUUCACAGAAUGAUGUCUGAUGAUGGUAAAGUCUUUCUGUACUGUGUGAUUGAAUAACAGCUAGUGCUGCAUAUAUAUAUAUUUUUACUGUUUUCCGUUCCGUCUAAAAAGGGAGAAAUGGUGCUUUUUCUGAAACUAGAAUGAUGAGUAUCCACGAUUCUUAUUUGACUUCUUAGACUAGUUGUAGCCUAAUGACUUGCUCUCCCCUACCGUCCAUAGCUAUUUUCUUAGUAGUGAUUCUUUUUUGUAAAUAAAGUAUAAGUUAAUAUGUAUCUUCUAAAUGUUAGAUAUAUGUAUAGAGUACUCUAUCUUAUAUGUUUAAAAAACAAAAGCACUUUGUCCAAAAAAGAAAAAAAACAAAACAAAAAGAAAAGCAUUUUUUUCUUCCAUUUGCUGCUAAACGGCCUGGUGUGAAUGCUGCAAGUGUACUUGACGACUACUUGCAAGGAUAGGUCUCUUACCUGACUUGGCUAGGUCUAUGAACUAGCAAGUAAUAGGUGUAAUGGCCUGACGAGGGUUAGAUCUAAACGUUUCUAGAGCCAUGAAAUGAUAUGAGGUGUGCGAGAGCGUAUCAUUGCUUGGCUUUGGGAAGCCCAGUGUCUUGACAGGAUAGGUCUAUUUCCUGGUCAGGGACCGUGUGAUGGUGUGUUUGUGGUCUUAAAAAAAAAAAAAUUUAAAAAAGAGGGUUUUGAUUCCAGGGCCCCUACGUUGAUCCUGAUGCUGACCCCCUUGGCGUCAUGAUUCAUUUGCCUUCAGUAGAGGUUUCCUAUGGAAAAACUGAUUCUGCUUUGGCUUCCUCUUCAGGGUGAUGUACAGUGUAGACACAUUUCUUCAGAGAGCUAUAUUGUUAUCAUUUGUAAACUGAUUUCUACUUGUGACUUAAUGAGGAGAGGUUUAGCCUGGGGCGGCCAGGAAGAGCUCGCUUGAAAGAUGUUCCUGGCCGCCUUGGGGGAAGUUACUAUAUCACUGUACUGUAUGGCAAGCCAAUUACAAAUGGAGACUCAAUCCGGACACUUAUUGCCUUCUUAAAUAACUUCACAUACACACAAACAAAAAUAACAUGGCAGACGUGUCAGCAUAACCAAGGUUUAUGGCACUUCUCUGCCGAUCCGGUAAACAACAACAACAACAACAAAACCAUUCAGCCUGAUUGGCUCAAAACAACCUUGACUGAAGUAGCAGACGUGGUGAAAUAUGUCUGAAAAAUGGCUUCAAAAGCUCGAACUGCGCGUUGUUGCGACAACAUUUGAAGCAUUUGUUUUUCAGCUAUGAUUUCGUCCCAGGUCUGGUAGGGGGUCAACAGUGGUUAAAGGGCCGCUGGUUGACGGCCGGAUGACAAGAGAAGCUUGUGUGUGUUUUGCUGUCGAUCACGAGGCUGGUUCAAGAAAGAGUCCUCACAGGUUUUUACAUUUAACAUGAUAGGCGCAAGCUGUGCAACUUUACAUUCAAACCAGGAGACUCUGUGGCAUUUUAACAGUCAAGGAAAUGAGUGAAAAAUCCACGCCAGUAAAACUAUUCCUUAUCCUUUUUAUUUCUGAUGACAUAAAUCCUAUACAGUCAACUAUUAAGCUAAUAGAGUGUGUAACUUUGUGCUACUCUUGUCCAAUAAAAAGCUACGUGGAUCCAUAAAGCUCUUCUUCAGCAAAUCAGGGUAAUAUCGUUCUUCUAUCUGACAUAUGUGAUGACAUAUAAAAUCAAAAGAAAAUAUAUUUAUGUAUUCCAAUUAUUGUCGCCAUUCUUUACUCUGUAAAAAAAAAAAAUAUAUUGUGUGUGUGUGCGUGUGUGUGUGUUAUGGAUUAUCAAUGUCAAUCACUAUGGUGCAAUGCUCUAUACACAAAGUAAAAAUACAAAAGGCCAACAGACUUGUCACAAGAAUUCACAAAAAUUUCUCCGCUUUCUCCCAAUUGGUCUUUGAACGUACACAAUCUGCAACAUCUUCCUCUCACGAAGGAUUGGACUCUGAUUUCCAGCCGUGAUCCAACUGGGGUUUGUCACAUGGUGCUGAUUACUUUUCAUUAACGAUGUGACAUAUUAAAAAGGCAUCUGUAUUCAGAUCCACUCACCAAUAACACUGUCCCAUCAGACCAAACUCCCCGCCCCCCCGCCCCGCCCCUCUUUCCCCCGAUCAUUCUCAUCGAUUCUGACUUUUGAUUAAAUGACAUGAUUUCACUGUUGGACCAAUCAGAGGAAGAUUCGCACCGACUCUUGCUCUAAACGACGACAACAGAAUGGUGAUUUCUGUAUUGUUGACCUGUGUGAUCAUUAUUGUUAAGCAUACCAUUAUUACUUUUGUAAAAGCCAGUCUCCUGGAUUUGACAGCAUCGCACGAAGUUGAAGCAAAAACAUGCACCAUAACAACAAAAUAGAUCCACAUAUUUUGGUGUAUUAGGACUUGUGGGGUUUAAUGUUUGAUCAAAUUGACUGAACUUUAUUCAAAUUCUACUGGUUGGUUUAUAUUUAAUUUGUAAAGCACCGUCUCCAGAGGAAAUAUAUGGUAAUGCUUUGUUUUUCAGUCUGAAAUUUUGAAAUCAUUUCCAAGAAGUUUCCUUGUUGCUUGUUGUAUGUAAUUUGUUACUAAUAUGAGACACAUUUAUAAUUCAUUAAAUCCAGUUAGUCAUUUAGAGGACACAAAGCAGGUCAGUUCAAUAUUUGACGAAACAUCUACAGAAAAUUAAGCUUUCAAUAACAACUGGAUAAUUAACGAUCAUGUAGUUGGGUUUAAAGCUGCAUUAAAUCAGUCUGUUUAUAAAAUAUUAAAGAUUUAUCACACGACUCUGCAGUUCCCAUCAGCCCUGCAUAGCGUUUGAGCAUCUUUCAGCUCAUUGUUUUGGUUUUCUUUCACUGCUCUUAUAGCGCUGAACAUAGUGGAGCAUUUACCUGCUAAGAAGCCAGAGACGUCCCCCAGGAGCUGAUCAAACCAUAAACUGAGCUACAAGGAGAGUCAACACUAAGGCACACAAAUGAAUGUUUGCAAAUAUGUUUACCACUUUAUAGGAUGAUAGUAUGUCAGUUUAGUGUUUACACUGGAGCAGCUUUUUUUUUUUUAAUAUAUGUUCCUGUUUUGCUAUAAUUAGUACCAAAAUACUUGCAGUAGCUGUUUCCAGCAAACUUCUAAGGAAAUGAUGGGUCUGUAAAAUAUGCAUUACUAAAUAUUUCCAAAUAAGUGGGUUUGCAAAACUAAAAUUUCCCUCCCCUUUGCUGGGUGCGAUGCCAGAUCCCAGAGUCUGGCUUCCUUCUGUUUCUUUUGUGGCAUCUCAAAUGUAUCCUGUCUUGUUUGAACCCAUGUGGGCUGCUUGUAAAAACGCCUCGUCACCGGAGGCUGUACGCUUACUACCCUCCACGUUCUGUCCCAGAGGCGAGAAUGCAGCAGGAGUUAUGUUUGUGCAUGCCGAUUCCCUGCAUAGCGCUGAGAGAAUCAAGUGGCGUCUGGAGCUCCUCGCAGAUUGGGGAAACAAUUGGGCCGAUCACCAGAGAGGGUCCUCAUCAUCACAGAGUUGUUGCAUGGCUUUUUGGGCUCUCUGUACUCUCAAUCGUAUGAUUUCAUACUUGCUGCUAUUGAAUGAGCACAAAGAGACUUCAGAUUUUGGUUUAGGGUGUCCAUGACACAGUUACAGUAUAUUAUUACCACACACCCCUGUUUUUUUUUCACACCUUUUUUUCCUAUGACAGUCAAAAGACCAACAGCAUUACUCACCUUGCACUUGGUUUUUACGAAUACAAGGAGAAAAACCAAUAUUUUGAAUAUGAUGCCUGCUGAACCAGGUGCCUUAAUCAAAUAUGAGAACACAAAUCUGCACCUUCUGUCAGUCUGGAGGGGGUUUCCCGACAGAAACAAGGGGCUGGGUUUCCCAAAACCUAAACUUGAAGUACAAUAAUGAAAUGAAAACCUCAGUUUAACCCUGAAUCAGUGCAUUUUGUAUAAUAAUCAACCUUUAAUAUCAGAGCUGUUUGUCAUGUCUGGAUGGUCAAAUAACUUUCCUGUGGGAUUUCCCUGUUCAAGUAUUACUCGAAGAAGAGCAAAAAUGACAGCUUGUAAGCUAAAUUGAUGCUGUUUUGGGAAACCUGGUUCUGUUUUUAACUUUUUCUCUGCCCACUACGCCACGUUAUUGUGUUUUCUGUAUUGGCUGUUGCUGCUAUCACCGCUGGUGUGUCCGUUUUAGAGAUGAGCAAACUUCCACUGUGUCUGAGACAGAGGGAGACCUGGGCCUGCUUUUUACCUAGUCGAUUACGAUGCAUUCUUCUUCUUCUUCUUCUUCUUCUGCGGUUUUGACGUGGAGCACUGUGUUGCUGCCUCUUGAGACCUUUUCGAGACAGAAAAAAAACAAACAAAAAAAAACAACAUAAAACAGAACUUUCCAUUUCUUAACUUUGCUAUUAUGAAGUGCCAGACCCUCCUUGAAGUCAGUGUUGGCACUGAGUCGCAGGUUGCGAAUGAAGCGACAAACUGAGCAUGGAGGUAAACUGUGGUGCUAAUCUGUCAGUGGCUGGGUGCUAACAUGGCUGUGUUCAAUAGCUGUAUUAGCCAUUUUAUUCCUUCUGUUGAUGACUCCGGUCAGUCUUGUGUUUUUGACUGCUGCACUGCUGUAUGCUGACAUAGCGAGGUAUAACUCUGCUGCUGCUGCUUUGCUGAUGAAUGUAGACUAGUCUUCCUCAGCAGGAUCAUACAGACAGACGAGAGCGUCUGGCCGAGCUUUUCCUUUUUGUUUCGACUUUGCUUGAAAGCUCACAGGGGGAGACUCUUGUCGUCAGGAUCUAGAAAGAUCUUGAAUGUUGUAUCUUUUACAUGGCCGCUGUCCUGCUUGUAUGUUUCAAACUUCUUCUUUUUUUUUUUUUUAAUAUAUGCUUUGAUAUUUAUGCUUUGAUUCUGUCAAAUGUUGCACGUUUGUUUUUUUUCCCCUAAAUUAUAUUUUAUUGCCAUUUUUUCUCUGAUCCCAGUGUUCAUACCAUUUCUUUGAUAUUUAUUUGUUUAGUCCUUUAAUGUAACUUGCAAGGAGACAAUUUGUUGAAACUAGACUUUAUAGCUUUUCCACUGAAGCAGGCUUUACCACGAGUCAGAGACUUCUCGUGAGAUUCACAGACAGAAAUCAAACUGACAGUGAAACCACAAUGACUUUUUCUUUAACAUAGUGACACUAUGUACAUCAA